Molecule: messenger RNA, 1999 nt
Organism: Cuscuta campestris
Lineage: Eukaryota; Viridiplantae; Streptophyta; Magnoliopsida; Solanales; Convolvulaceae
Source: the annotation of a GenBank genome assembly
CUCAAAUGCCCCAACCUUAUCUGUAAUUCCUAAAGACCUUAAUCGCCAAUUCGCCAUCGCCAUUCGCCUCAAUCGCCUGUGUUGUUCGAUAGAUCGAGAGCGUGAGAGCCAAGAGGAUUCGCCGUCUCGCUCGUCAGUCCCACUCUCCACUCUCGAGUCUCGCCCGCUGCCCAGCGCCGACUCGGCUACUCCCUCGCCUGAAAUUCUCAAUCCUCGAGUGCCUGAGACGCCCACUCCCUCAAUCCCAAUUGAAUCAGCUACGGGUUUGAUUGUGUGAAGCAUGAAGGGAAUGGUGAAUGGAUGUUGCUAGUUACUAUUUGUUUUAUGGAAUUACAUUUUGUAGUGUUUUGUUUGUAUAAGAUUAGAAAAAUUCAACUGAAAAAAAAACAUUUCGGUCUAAUCGGUCUUUUCAGGUUCGGUCUAAGAGUUUUCGGUCCGGACCGGUCCAAGACCGACUGUGAAUAGGUCCGGUCUUCGGUCUUAUAUUUUUCCAAUUUCGGUCUUCGGUCGGUCCGGUUCGGUCUGGUCCUGGACCGAUGAACACCCCUAGUCUGGCGAGUCUCAAUUCGUCUUCACUCUUCACAGUCCGCCAACCUCAUAUCCAUCCAAACACUACGGCGGCCAAGCACAGCGUGGCCGAUAAGGCGAUAACAAUGGAUGCUCUUUCUUUAUGCUUCUCUAUUCCCCCUCCUUCCCCACACCACUGCAAAACCCUAAUAUCAAAGCCCUACUUCACCCCUCUUCGAUCAUCUCACCCGACCCGGAAUCUCACUUCUCAUUGCUCCAAUUCGCCCCAAACCCACGACUGCAAAAACCCUCACCUGCCCCCUCUCGCCGGCGCUAAUCUCUCAUCCUUCAAUCUCUUAGAUAUCCAUCCGAACCCCCAUUUCAUCUCUUUUUUGAUGGGGUUAUCUUUCCCCCUUUCGUGUCUUGCUUCUGAAUCCGAUGUGCCCACUGAAGGGAUUUCCAGUAAGAUCGACUUGGAGGCAAUUUUGGUCUCCAUUGAUAAUUUCUUGACUAGAUACCCCUUUUUCCUUUUCGGGGUUGGGUUCAUUUGGCUUGUGGUGAUCCCGCUGACUGAGGAGUACUUGCAGAAGUACAAGUUCAUAUCUGCCAUUAACGCAUUCAAGAAGCUCCGGAAUGACCCGAAUUGUCAGAUGUUGGAUAUUAGGGACAAGAGAGCUUUGGCAUAUUUGGAUUCGCCAAAUUUGAAAAUCUUGAGUAAGAAGGUGUUGCAGGUUCAUUUCGUUGAAGGAAAGGAAGAUAUUUUUGUCAAGGAAGUUUUGGAGAACUUUCGGGAGCCAGAAAGCACCACAGUUUGCAUCAUAGAUCAUUUCGAUGGUAACUCACUCAAGGUGGCUGAAUUGUUGGUGAAAAAUGGUUUCAAAGAAGCCUAUGCAAUCCGUGGUGGGCUGAGAGGCAACAAAGGAUGGCAGGAGAUACAAGAAUCACUUCUCCCUUUAUCUGUUCGUGUCUAUCCCAAAAAGAAAAACAAAGAACAAAAAGAGAGUGGUAUAGAUGCAAACCAGCCAGAGGAAGAAGACACGGAUUCUGGCAUAAAAAGAAGUGAACAGAUUAGCAAUGGAUCUGCUACAAAACCCAGCCAACUCAUCCCACAAACACAAAGUGGCGUGUCCCCAUAUUCGAAUGACCCAGCUUUGAAGCCACCAUCCCUUUGAAUCCAUCAAAGUGUUCAAGUCGAUGAAUGAAUGUGGACGGUGUGAUGGGCUAUGGCCAAAAGUGUUGAUUUUUUCUAUCAUGGUGGGAAUUCAGAGAUAGAAAGCUGGUGGCUCUAUUCUUGUGAAUGUUGCAGACUAAAUUUAUACUCUGUACUUGGUACAUUGUAAAUUUUAGUGGAGUAUUUGACAAGUGAAUUUGUAUUUGUAAUGAUGAUGAAGAAAAAAAUCUCUUGAGGAAUGGCAGCAAGCAAAUUUCUGUCUUUUACAAUGCAGCAAUUCAUUUAGUUUGCAGUUGAAACAACUUACAUAGUAUCUGUGUU